UCGCUUUUCGUGGCGCCGGAGACCUUGCAGCUCAAUCAUGGCUUCCGCGGAUUACCAGCGAGGGGGGAAUGGCGGCGAUGUUGGGGUCGCCUUCCAGCCCUAUCUAGACACCCUGAAGCAAGAGCUGCAGCAGGGGGACCCGACCAUUCUCUCAGUCCUGGCAGCGCUUCUCGUGGUACUGCUGACGUUGGUGUUCUGGAAGAUCAUUGGAAGCAGAAGGGGCAGUCAACGAGCUGUACUUCUUGUCGGCCUUUGUGACUCCGGGAAAACACUGCUCUUUGUUAGAUUGUUAACUGGUCUUUACAGAGACACUCAGACUUCUAUUACUGACAGUUCUGCUGCAUACAGAGUUACCAAUAGCAGGGGUUCAAGUUUGACCUUGAUUGACCUCCCUGGCCAUGAAAGCUUGAGACUUCAGUUCUUAGAGCGUUUUAAGUCUUCAGCCAGGGCGGUGGUGUUUGUUGUAGAUAGUGCAACAUUUCAGCGCGAGGUGAAAGAUGUGGCCGAGUUUCUUUAUCAAGUCCUCAUUGACAGUAUGAAUCUGAAAAACACACCUUCAUUCUUGAUUGCCUGCAAUAAACAAGACAUUACAAUGGCAAAGUCAGCAAAAUUAAUUCAGCAGCAGCUUGAGAAAGAACUGAACACUUUACGAGUCACCCGUUCUGCUGCCCCCAGCACACUGGACAGCUCCAGCGCUGUUCCUGCUCAGCUUGGAAAGAAAGGAAAAGAGUUUGAAUUUUCACAGUUGCCCCUCAAAGUGGAGUUUCUGGAGUGCAGCGCCAAGGGUGGGAGCACCGGCUCGGCAGACAUCCAGGACCUGGAGAAAUGGCUGGCCAAAAUUGCUUGAGCGAAAUCAUGCUGGGCUUAGUUGUGUAUAUGUGUGGGGAAAGAGUGUUAUUGGUAAAGGCAGGAGACAGGAUGUAGUUACAAACAUAUCCUCAUGGGGACAAAUGAUCGUUGGAACCAAUUUGAUACAUUUGAUUAUUAAGUUCAUGUCCCCCUCCUUCCAAACUUAUAAUUCAUGUCUCCCCUUUGUUCAGUGUUCCCCUUUUGCUUACAUGUAGUUCUUGAUGUAGAUUCAGUCUUUAUGACACAACAUGCUAACUCUAUGAGGAGAGGGUCUUAUCAUGGAAAAGUUUUCUUAACCUCUCCUUUGGUUUGUGGGUCCCUUUUUUCUAGAAACAAACCUGCCCAAAAUGAGAACACACUAAUUGCCCUCACU
Molecule: messenger RNA, 1222 nt
Organism: Suncus etruscus (white-toothed pygmy shrew)
Lineage: Eukaryota; Metazoa; Chordata; Mammalia; Eulipotyphla; Soricidae
Gene: SRPRB
Product: SRP receptor subunit beta
Exons: 7
Coding region: 38-847 (269 amino acids)
Biological process (GO): protein targeting to ER
Cellular component (GO): signal recognition particle receptor complex
Source: RefSeq, a predicted model, not a curated record